GUGUCUAACAAGCUAAAAAAAUGAUGUAUUGCUUUGACAUGAGAUUGUUGCUCCCUAUAUACUAUAGUUCUUCUAUAAUGGCUAAUUGUACCAUUACAAUUGCUUUCAUUUCAUUCAUAAUAUUCAGGUAGAAGCUAUGUUCAUGUUGUAAUCACUUAUCAUAAUUUGAUAUGAUAACACUGUUUACCGGAAACCGUUAGGAUGUUAUUUAUAACAUAGUAAUAAUUGAUUCAGUACAUAAUGAUGCAUGGUACAUGACUGUCUGCCUUGAAUGAAAAUUACAAUUAAUUAGAAAAACUGGAAGAUUAUUGUCCAUAAUAUUUAAAGGAAAUAUAAUGGGCAUUACUUAUUUGUCUGUAAACUUAUUCCUGUAAAAUGUAUUGUCUGACUCCCCAUAUCCCACCCACCCCCAAAAGAGAGUUUGCUCUGGGUGUGGUGAAGCAUACUAUCUUUGGUAUACAUGCGUUGCUGUAAACGUCACAUUCAUAUUUCAAAAUAGAACCUUCCUUUUGUUCUCCUCAAAAUAGCCUGAUUACUCAACAAUGUUCCCUUUGAAAUCUGGCAUGACCAAUGUUACAAUGCAUGUUUGAAACCUAUCUGAGCACCUUUCACAUAAUUUUUCAAAAGGAUUCUUUAGAAUGCUUUUUCUACACGUGCAAUGUUUUAUUAGGUUUAUUUAAAUUAUCACCUUUUGUUGAGCAAAACCUUUUGGAAAUCAGUUUUACUGUAUAUCAACCUGUGUUUUGCAGUUCUAGCUGAUGUCCCAUGUACACUAAAUGGUGCAAAUAAUUAACACCUUACUGUAUUCUUCAUACCCGCAUAAGUCUGUGACAAAGAUUAGCAAAUUACAAUAAAAAAAAAUCAAGGUCAAUAGCACACAAACAUGUCAGAAUGACACAAGGCUGGGUGGUGUCAUUAUUGCAAACGCUGUUGACAAGGUAAGGUGUAUGACUCAUCCACGCUGUGUAAGAGUCAAGAAUUUUUAUAUAUUUUUGUACAGUUUGCUGGAAAUGUGCGGUGACUUAUUAUUAUUUGAAAAUACAAUACACGUGUACAUAAUUUUGUGUGUACUGAUUUUAUAUCAAAAAAUAUUUUUACCUCAUUUUUUACAUACCAUCACACUCAUUAUUUCCCAUAUAGUACAUAUGUAAAUGUGGUUUAUGAAAUAUACAGAUGAACACAUAUUGUCUGUGAAGUAAUAUCUGUUACAAUGCAGUGGUUUAUGGUGGUUUGAUAGAUGGUAAUUUGGAAAAGCAUACAAUCCCCAGCAGUGGGCGUGGUUAGCUACACUAUAAAGGAAAGUAUGUCUGGAGUUUCAUCAACCAUUACAAUGAGAGCAUCAGAAAAAGAGUUUGUCAUGCAGAACCCAGCCACUCAAUGUUAUGUUCUCUUUGCUUGGCUUGUCUUAUUUAGUUCCAGUCUACGAGUAUCCAGAGCCGUUCAGGAUUAUACAGGAACAAAUCAAACUCUACAGAUUGAGGCUCUUAAAACUAGUAUGCUGGAGUACUUAGGGAUGGACAGACCGCCACCAUCUAGAGGAAAGUCGUCUUAUCAGGAACUAAUCAGAAUAUACCGUCAAUAUCAGAACAUGAGGAGGGAUAUGCAGUCUUUUCAGAGUGGCUCCAGUUUCUUCCUUCAUACCACAGUGCAGCCAUUGAAUUCUCAGCAGACUGGUCCUGAAUCAGUGACUCAAUGGUUCAGGGCUGUUUUUCACAGGGAGUCUCAUAUAACAGACGAGUUUCUCUUGGCACAAGCACAGCUGCGACUUCAAAGACCUCUGGAUAACAAUUUUGACCAACCACUGCACAAUCAGAAAAUUCUGGUUAGAAUACACCUAACCUCCCAUUCUUAUAUGAAGAAGGUGUUUUAUUCAAAAAAAUUUAAAUCAAGAGGCCACAAUGUUACAAUGGAUGUGACUUUUGCAGUUAACCGAUGGCUAGUGAAGACUAGUGAUGUUUUACUAAUUGCUGACAUUGGCUUUGUUAGAAACAAAGAAGGUGAAACUGUACCCACUCCACAGGUCUGUUUGGAACUUAAGCUAAUGGAUGGUAAAGUGAGAAAACCUCGUUCCACUUAUGGAGAAAGCUUUGAGGAUGACAGCUACUGUGGUCGGAAGUCAUUGAGUGUUUCCUUUGAGGAGAUCGGCUGGUCAGACUGGAUUGUGGCUCCUGCUGGCUACACAAUGUACUUCUGUGAUGGCUCUUGCCCACACAAUUACAAACCAGCCAGUAUGCACACUCAGAUAAAGUCACGUCUACAUCGAUUGACCAAAGGAGCGACGCCUCGCCCAUGUUGCGUGCCAGCAGACUAUGAGCCCAUGAUUCUCAUGCACUACGAUAGCCGGGGAAAGCUGAAACUAACAUCUUUCAAUGAUUUAAUCGUUACCAAAUGCCACUGUGCCUAAAGGUUUUAAGCCGGCUCAUGGUUACAGUUUUGGGAAAAAUUUUACUGUGCUGUUAAAUUUCAAAAAUGGUGCACAACAAUGCUGUACACGGACAUGGUUACAUUUCUAACAUUUCGCUGAUGGGACUCUUCUUCCUUGAAGGAGAAAAUUCACCUGGAUACUCAGUAUUAAAAGCAAAGAAAAGCCUUAGUUUCACAUGUAGAGUUUAAAUUAUUUAUUAUAACUUAUUAAUGACAUUUUGUAUUCUUGUCUUUUCUUAUGUUAUAGACGAGUAAACCAUUUGUGUAAGUGAUGCAUUUAGUAUUUAAAAAACAGUAACUUGAAUAAUUUUGUUAAAUGUAAUUAAUUUAUUUCUACUUGCUGCGUAUUUACUAUGUGAAAUGUUUUAAUUUUCCUGUACAUACUAUUUUUGUCGAAUCAUUCUAAUACCAUUGUGUAUAAUGGCAGGCUUACGGAAGUGUAUUCAGCAGAUAUUAAAGUAAACAAUCUGUUAUGAUAAUUUUUCAAGGUCAGGGAGUGCCAGUAAUCAAAGAUAUGACACUCUUUUACAGUACAAUAACCUUGAACAUAUAUAUUUCUACCCCAUAUGGCCUUGACUAACAAGGGAACCAACAAAGGUAAAGACAGAGAAUGAAGCAUGUCACUGUAGCCGAUGUCACUGGAGCUAUACAUUUUAAUGAACAAAGAAAGUGAAAAGAUCACUUUGAACCCAUUUAUUCAGAGUAGGCAUUUUACAGAGACAAUCACUUUAAGAAAGCAAUAAAGAUACAAUGGAAACAUCAUUUAGAGCAGAGUCAUACUUGAGGCACCUAUGGCCUUAUUUUAUCACUAUCUGACCUCAACACUGGAUAUUGCUAUUGUCGCAAUAUACACAGAUACAGAUAAAACAAUAACAAAAACCAUUAGUGAACACCACUUAUUUUCAAUUGUUCAGUAUGUCAUUUACUACAGAUCAUAAAACUUGACAGUUCAUCCUCUCACUGAGUGAUAAGGAGUUCAUUCUACAGUCAUUUCCAAUCACAGGCAUCUGCUAGGUCAUGUACACAGACCUAUCAGAUCAUGUAACACAUUCUUUCCAGCACAUUGAGAUCCUCUGACGUCACGAGUUGAAGUUCAAAAACUGUGGUAUUUGAACACAAGUGUCUCAUAGGAAGCUUAGUCUCACUUUUCCAAUUGGUAGAUGUGAUAGACAGUGUAACUAUUUACCACUAUAAAUGAAAGCUUUACACUUCUGCAAAAUGACAUGUAUUUGUCUGUUAUCCCACUGUGUUCCACUGACCAGACAUCUGUAAUGUAAAUGAAAAACAGCUAUAAAUUUUAAUAUUUUACUUGCAGUGUUAUCCAACAGUUCGAGUACACAUCUUAGAAAGCCGUUUAACACUGUACCAAUGUAAAUAAAAUUACCAUACUUUUCCCUUAACAACAGGUUAAAAAUGUGAAACAUUCUAUUAAAUAAUUCAUCCAGCAUGUGUUGCAAGGUCUUCUAUAGAAAUUUGAUGAAAGAACACAAAUGUUGUUAUGUAUUUAAAGGGGGUUAAUUACUAAAAGGUGAUUUUCAAGCAACUAUUGCUAUUAUCAGAUGAAAUUGACAGUUGAUGGAAAGCCAUUCCUGCAUUGUCUUUGCUGUCCAUGUUUUGGGUCAUUACCAUGUUGGAAGAUGAGCCUUCAUUGUAGUCUGUGGUCCUAAGUGCCCUUAAGCAGGUUUCUGUACUUUAAUUUGUUCAUCCUUUUGGUAAUCUUCUCAAUCCCUGCUGCACAAAAAAGAUCCCUACAGCAUGCUGCCACCACCAUGCUUCACUGUAGAGUUGAGGAGUCAUGUGCCUUUUUCUGAUGAGUGACUUGCAUCUGGACACUCCUUACUUUUAACAAUGAUAAAAACUGUUUUUCACUGUUUUUCAGUACCCUUCCCCAGAUCUGUGCCAUGACACGAUCCUAUCUUAGAGGUCUAGGUCCUUUGUCCUUGCUUUUUCUAUGGCAUACACUCUCAACUACCAUUUUACACUGUAAUAUCAAAGGGUCUUCUG
Pangasianodon hypophthalmus (striped catfish) is the source of this 4428-nucleotide messenger RNA. RefSeq names its product bone morphogenetic protein 2-A. Gene Ontology annotation, molecular function: growth factor activity; cytokine activity. Gene Ontology annotation, biological process: SMAD protein signal transduction. The transcript is spliced from 2 exons. Lineage: Eukaryota; Metazoa; Chordata; Actinopteri; Siluriformes; Pangasiidae. Bases 1238 to 2404 code for a protein of 388 amino acids. Gene Ontology annotation, cellular component: extracellular region. The record is from RefSeq and is a predicted model, not a curated record.